CAUCUCCUCAGUUUCUGCAGCGAUGCGGCUUCGACUGAGAACAUUCUAGCAGGAGCCUCCUUCCCACCUUGAUACGAACGACGAUCAGGAAUUGGAGUAAAUUCAAAUAUCGCGGGGCGGAGCCGUGAACUCGGCGCGGUGAACCCCGUGGCGCGUUGUUGUGAUCUAAUAUGGCGGAGUGUAAUGUUGUGGCUGCCGAGUGUCUACGUGAAUUAUAAAACGUGAAUAGAGAUCAUCGGCGGGGUAGGGUGAUCGGGAGGAUGUAUUGUGCGGACGUUGCGUCGUUGGAUUGACUCUCGUAACGGUACGCGGAUAGCGUCGAGCAGCCGCGGAUUAUCUCGACCGCUUCAACACCUCCGCGCGUUGUUUUCCGUCAACGAAAGAAUUACACAUAUUUCGGUGCGGUGUAUACACACGCACACAGGACCACACAUCUUCGGAUUCGUCAAAGACGUGCCGCUCUUCAGCUUCCACACAAAUUUUCUGCCGUUCGUUCUGCCGCAGCCGCUUUCGUCGCUGUCGCCGCUACAAACCCGUCGAAGAGAGUAGCAGCAGCAGCUUAGUGUUGUCGGUGGAUCGCCUCUUCGCUGACGGGGGGGGGGGGAAGGGGAAACCUUGGCCGACGAUUGUAGCAUAUCAAGCUUGCACAGUUUUUCGGUACAACCCGUCAAUUUUCUAUCGCCAAUCAAUUAUCGCUUGUUGUUAUUGUUUGGCGUUGUUUUCUUUCGUUCGUCCUCUAUCCUCGACUUUUCCAUUCCGCAGGCAACGGACGUACGAGCAAAUGAUCAUAUAACUGUGGAGGACGACAGGCAAUACCGCACGCACGCAUGUGUACGACGUGUCGUGUCGUAGUAUGCGUACGACAUGUUAUAAAAAAAAGAAAAAACAAAAGAACGUGCGAAAAGUGCCGCUGAGCGAGUAGCGUGAGGAGGGAAAGGGAUAGGAGUAAGAAACUGUGGAAGAGAACGACGAUAUCGAGGAAAGAAACACUAGUCGGCGAUUAUCGUGGUGAAAAAUAACAGAGAUAGAGAAUAAAGAUAUAGAGAAGAAGAACCGUCUAAGAAGAAAGUUAUAUUUUAUCACGCUUAAUCAAACGGGCGAUUGAUUGACGAUCGCGGAGAACCGACCGAGUCCUAUUUAAGUGAAAAUUUACGAAUAUCGUGCGGAGUAUUAAGUGAAUGAGUGAGUGUAAGAUCGUACGGGAAACACGACGACAACCCUCGAAUUCCCGCGCUGCCGAUAUUAUAUCCCAGGCAGCAGCAGCAACCUUGCGUGAUUCCUAAAUCUGUGAGGAGAAAGAACAAGAAGCAGGCAUCGGAUAGAUAUAAUUUAAAGUAAUAAUAAUAAUGAUAAUAAUAAAACUCGGUGCGAGGAAGAUUGAAAAAAAAAGGGGGUAGACAAACCAUAUUAUUAACGAUAUAUAUAUAUAUACAUAUAUAUACACACACACACGUACAUAUGUAACACGGCUUACGCACACUCACAUAUUCUACGUUGUUUGUAGACAGUUACAGUCUUGAGAGACAGAGAAGUAAGAAAAAAACAGCAAAAUGCGGCGCAAACUUACGUACUGUUGAAAAUAUCCGGACGUUACAUUAUCGGUGGAUCUGAAUACGGAGCACGAACAUUUGAAAGAAUAGACGUACACACCCACACCCAAAUAACAAUAAUGCGGAUUUCAUCGCCUAGGUCGAUCGUCAAAGGUUGUAAGACUUAUACGGACACUUGAUCGGGCGUUGGGAAGAUUUUUCAAGGAAAAGAAGAAAGUGAAGGCAGAAAAGAGACAGUAGAGAAAGUAAAACAAACGCCAGUCAUAACCUACGAUGCGAAUCUUUUUCUGGUGACGUCAUAAAUAUAGUUAUAGUGUGAUAGUAAUAGUAAUAGUAAUAGUAAUUAGCGUGUCUUAAGAAAGAGAAAAGUAAGAAAGUACACAUAUUCAAGUAGAUAGACACUAUACAUGCUGUUUUGGUAGUUAUAAUAUAUAUUUGAACCGAAGAGAACGACCACAAUGACGGACACACGAAGAAGAGUCAAGCUAUAUGCUCUGAACGCCGAUCGCCAGUGGGAUGAUCGUGGUACCGGACACGUCUCGUCGUCGUACGUCGACAGGUUGAAGGGAAUCUCACUUUUGGUCAGAGCCGAGAGCGACGGAUCACUUUUACUCGAAAGCAAGAUUCAACCUGACACCGCGUAUCAAAAACAACAGGACACACUGAUCGUAUGGUCGGAAGGGGACAACUUUGACCUGGCGCUGAGCUUUCAGGAGAAGGCAGGAUGCGACGAGAUAUGGGAAAAGAUAUGUCAGGUGCAGGGCAAGGAUCCGUCCGUUGAAAUAACGCAAGAUAUAGUCGAGGAGUCCGAAGAUGAGAGGUUUGACGACAUGUCGGAUUCGGCGCCGCCGAUCGAAUUGCCUCCGUGCGAAUUGGGUCGGCUGGAGGACAUAAACGAGCUGGUGGGUAACUGCCUGUCGUCACCGAUAAGGAAGGAGAAACUGGCGAUGGCAUUGGAAUCUGAGAGCUAUAUAAAGAAGCUGCUGAACCUGUUCCACACGUGCGAGGACCUGGAGAACAUCGAGGGUCUCCAUCACCUCUACGACAUAUUCAAAAACAUAUUCCUUCUGAACAAGAACGCCCUCUUUGAGGUGAUGUUCGGGGACGACACGAUAUUCGAUGUAGUAGGUUGUCUAGAGUACGAGCCCACGCUUCCCCAGCCAAAGCGUCACAGGGAGUACCUCAGACAGCUGGCGCGGUUCAAGCAGGCGAUCCCAAUCACGAACGCCGAGCUACUCGCCAAGAUACACCAAACUUAUCGCGUCCAGUACAUUCAGGACGUGGUUCUACCUACGCCCAGCGUCUUCGAGGACAACAUGCUCAGCACGUUGAGCAGUUUCAUAUUCUUCAACAAGGUAGAGAUCGUCACGCUGAUACAGGACGACGAGAAGUUCCUCACGGAGCUAUUCAGUCAGCUUACGGACGAGGCAACCUCCGACGCUAAGCGGCGAGACCUCGUUCUGUUCCUCAAGGAGUUCUGCAACUUCUCACAGAAUCUCCAGCCGCAGGGUAAGGAGGUAUUCUACAAGACCCUCACUGCUCUUGGCAUUCUUCCUGCCCUCGAAAUCACUCUCGGCAUAAAUGACGCGCCAACCAAAACAGCAAGCAUUGACAUCCUUACGUACAUCGUCGAGUACUCGCCUAGCGUUGUGCGAGACUAUACGCUGCAGCAGAUCAACAAUACGGAGCAGGAGCAGAUGCUGAUCAACGUCGUCGUUGCCCAACUCGUUGGGGAUAGUGAUCCGGAACUUGGGGGCGCCGUCCAACUCGCUGGCGUUCUACGACUGCUUCUGGACCCUGAAAAUAUGCUCGCGUCUGUCAACAAGUCGGAGAAAACCGACUUUCUCAAUUACUUUUACAAGAACAGCAUCUGCACUCUGAUCGCCCCACUCCUGGCUAAUACCAUCGGCGAGAGGCCAGCCCGCGAGGAUUACAGAACUGUUCAGCUGCUCGGUCUCAUUUUGGAACUCUUAUCGUUCUGCGUUGAGCAUCAUACCUAUCACAUUAAAAAUUGUAUUCUAAAUAAGGACUUGCUCAGGAGAAUACUCGUUCUCAUGAAGUCGACGCACACGUUCCUCGUCCUCUGCGCUUUGAGGUUUAUGCGAAAGAUUAUUGCUCUGAAGGAUGAGUUCUACAACAGAUACAUAAUCAAGGGAAACCUGUUCGCCCCUGUAUUUGAUGCUUUUGUCAGGAAUAACGGCAGAUACAAUCUGCUCGACUCGGCGAUUUUAGAAAUGUUCGAAUUUAUCAAACUGACCGCGUUCCAGGAGGAUAUAAAGUCGCUGUGUUCCCACGUCGUCGAGAACUUUUCUAAGGAAUUGGAGGCCAUUGAUUACGUUCAGACUUUCAAAGCACUCAAACUGAGGUACGAACAGCAUCAGGACAAACUGAAAGAUCGUGACAGAGGUGCCUUGGACAGCGUCCCUUCGAUAUUGAGGAAUAGCCGGUACCGUCGCGAUCAGCGUCAGCUCGACGAGGAAGAGGAAAUGUGGUUCAACGAGGAGGAGGACUUUGACGAGGGAGAAGCAGUCGUUCCUGCGGCUGCAGCAGACAUCGUGCCACCUGCUGCGACCAAAAAACAACCCCCGGCGCCUAAUCCGGCACCGAAUCCUAAUCCUGUGGAUCCGAAAACUCCACAGCUGCAACAGCAGCAGCAACAACAACAGCAACAACAAACGGUACUCAAUAAUAAUGCGACAACGCACCAGCAGCAGCAGCAACAACCACAACAACAACAACCGCAAUUGAAUAGCAUCCAACCUUCCAAUGAUUCUCCGUUACCUGCCGAGAGUGCCACGAGUCCGAGCGUUGUGAUAGAAAAGACUGGAGCUGCUAUAUUUAGGAAGGGUCUUGUCGACUACGAGGGUGAUUCGGAUGAGGAGGAAGAGGAUUCCGAGUUGAGUCCGACGCCGAAACGGCAGCGACUCUCAUAGUCCGGGGCAGAAUAAAUGGAUGGCGUUGUGUUAUCGCCGUGUGACGUGAUGAACGAAUAUGAUAUACAUAUAUCCGUGUUCCCGAGCCUAGCUCGUAGGGGAUAUAUCUGUGCGUGUGUGCGUGAGCGUGACUGUCUGUAUCGUGGGCCGCGAAAGGGAGGAAGGGGAACAACUCUAGUAUAUCUAUCCGCGCGUCGAAACUGGCUAUAAAGAAAAGGGAAAAUUUAA
Messenger RNA from Diprion similis, 4711 nucleotides. It is a transcript of the gene flfl, whose product is annotated as serine/threonine-protein phosphatase 4 regulatory subunit 3. Gene Ontology annotation, molecular function: protein phosphatase activator activity. The record is from RefSeq and is a predicted model, not a curated record. Gene Ontology annotation, biological process: protein dephosphorylation; DNA damage response. Gene Ontology annotation, cellular component: nucleoplasm; protein phosphatase 4 complex. The transcript is spliced from 5 exons. NCBI's taxonomy places the organism in Eukaryota, Metazoa, Arthropoda, Insecta, Hymenoptera, Diprionidae. The coding region runs from base 2009 to 4483 and encodes 824 amino acids.